Molecule: messenger RNA, 4340 nt
Organism: Panthera uncia (snow leopard)
Lineage: Eukaryota; Metazoa; Chordata; Mammalia; Carnivora; Felidae
Gene: MTHFD2
Product: methylenetetrahydrofolate dehydrogenase (NADP+ dependent) 2, methenyltetrahydrofolate cyclohydrolase
Exons: 8
Coding region: 292-1344 (350 amino acids)
Biological process (GO): tetrahydrofolate interconversion
Cellular component (GO): mitochondrion
Molecular function (GO): methenyltetrahydrofolate cyclohydrolase activity; methylenetetrahydrofolate dehydrogenase (NAD+) activity; methylenetetrahydrofolate dehydrogenase (NADP+) activity
Source: RefSeq, a predicted model, not a curated record
AUAAUUGUUCAAGCAAUGAAUGAACAAACUCCUGUUCGCGUUAGCCGGGCUUCCGUGACACUAGCUGUGUUUGGCAGGGGUUUGCCUUCCUCAGCCAAUCUCUGCAGGCUAUCGAAGCUUCCGAGCCUUUCAGGGCCUUGCUCCUAGCUCUUCUUGCUCCAAUCGUAAGCAGGACUUUACUGGGAAGGGACCAACGGGUGCGGGCGGGAGGCGGGGCCUGCCACGCGGCCGCGGUAUAAUUGCGCUGCCCGCGCGCGCGCUUCUCUCCUGGCGCGGACACCGGCGCGGGUGAUGGCUGCUCCUUCCCUCGUGUCCACGUUGGCCAUCCGGCUGCUCCGGCCCGCGCAGAACUGCCGCCUCCGUCAUCGCCCCUUCCACCUCUCGGUAGCUCGAAAUGAAGCUGUUGUCAUUUCUGGAAGGAAACUUGCACAGCAGAUCAAGCAGGAAGUGCGGCAGGAGGUGGAAGAAUGGGUGGCAUCGGGCAACAAGCGGCCACACCUGAGCGUGGUUCUGGUUGGUGAAAAUCCUGCGAGUCACUCCUACGUCCUCAACAAAACCAGGGCAGCUGCAGAAGUGGGAAUCAACAGUGAGACAAUUGUGAAACCAGCUUCAAUUUCAGAGGAAGAACUGUUGAAUUUAAUCAAUAAACUAAAUAAUGAUGAUAAUGUAGAUGGCCUCCUUGUUCAGCUGCCUCUUCCAGAGCACAUGGACGAGAGAAAGAUCUGCAAUGCCGUUUCUCCAGACAAGGAUGUUGAUGGCUUUCAUGUAAUUAAUGUAGGGCGAAUGUGUUUGGACCAGUAUUCCAUGUUACCGGCUACCCCAUGGGGUGUCUGGGAAAUAAUUAAGCGAACUGGCAUUCCAACCCUGGGGAAGAAUGUGGUUGUGGCUGGGAGGUCAAAAAACGUUGGAAUGCCCAUUGCAAUGCUACUACACACAGAUGGGGCUCACGAGCGCCCUGGAGGCGAUGCCACUGUUACAAUAUCUCAUCGAUACACUCCCAAAGAGCAACUGAAGAAACAUACAGUUCUCGCAGACAUUGUGGUCUCUGCUGCAGGCAUUCCAAAUCUGAUCACAGCAGAUAUGAUCAAGGAGGGAGCAGCAGUCAUCGAUGUGGGAAUAAAUAGAAUUCAAGAUCCCAUCACUGCUAAACCCAAGUUGGUUGGAGAUGUGGAUUUUGAAGGCGUCAGAAAGAAAGCCGGUUACAUCACUCCAGUCCCUGGGGGUGUUGGUCCCAUGACAGUGGCGAUGCUAAUGAAGAAUACCAUUAUUGCUGCAAAAAAGGUGCUGAGGCUUGAAGAGCGAGAAGUAUUGAAGCCUAAGGAGCGUGGAGUUGCUACUAAUUAACUGUUGUGUCUUCUGUCACAAACAACAGUCCAAGCCAGUUCAAGAGGCAAAACAGGCCAAUAGAAAUGCAAUAUUUUUUAUUUAUUUUACCGAAAUGGUUUAAAAUGAUGCUUUGUAUUUAUUGAAAGCUUAAAUGGUUGGGAGUUUGUGCACAGAACUCUGCAGUACCUCACCACGGAGCACGCCAGUAUCAUGCUGGGUCGUGUGAUCCAGCCAAGAGAAGCCAUCAACCUAGUGAUUAACAUGGAGGACAUUGUCACAGUGAGAACGGAUGUUUAACUUUGUCAAGCCACUUCAGUUAAAAUUUGCCUUUUCUAGGAUUGCAUUUCCCAAGUGCUAUUCCAAUAAGAGUUGAUACUCACUUUAGGUUCCAAACCUUUUGAGUUCAACUGGUUAAACCAAAGGAAAAGUGUUGCUAGAGAAAAUUAGGGAAAAGGUAAAAAGGAAGAAAUGGUAAUUGAGUAGAAAAAAAUUACUCUAAUUUACAUACAUAAUGUAUGUAAAAACUACAUGUUAAUGGUGUCCUAAGCUGUCAUUUCAUGGCUGAGUGUUGGGAAAAUGUUUAGGGUGGUUCCAUGUGUUGUUAGUCCUCGUUUUAUGUGCAUUACAUUCAUGAGGUUUCCCAUUUUUUUCUAGGAUUGAAAGGCUUAUUUUAUAGAUUUGUGUGUAUUGUCAUAUUUGGCUUUUCCUAUAUCCUUAAACUUCAUUGUUACAUCUUUGUACUGUUGAGGGUGUCUGUAUGUUUCCUUGAUAUAUCUUGAAACUAUUUUUGAAAAACAAAACUCGGGCUUGAUAAUCAUUAGGGCAGCUUAUAGAAGUAUGCAACUUACUUUUCCACCAAAGACUUGUCAGCAGCUGCCUGCUUUGAUGUAACCUGUUGGCUUUCCCCGAUGGGUUUUUGAGAACUUAAUAUUGAAUUUAAUCAGACUUUCUGAUUAAAAGGGUUUUCUGUGUGUGUGUGUGUGUGUGUGUUUCCCCAUUUUUUUUUUUUUUUUUUAAUAAAACACUUCUGACUGGUGUGGAAUGAGUUUCCAAAAUACCGUAUCUUCCUGCUACAGUUUUAGUUGUGUCCUAAUCACAGUUAAUCUUUUUCAUUGGAUGUAACUGACAUAGAUAUUCUUGUAUUCGGUGACACCUAAUCCUGUGCCUUAAAUUGAUACAAAGCACGGUGGAGAAACAAGUCUAGUCCUUUUAGUCUUACAUCCCAACAGAUUGUGCCAAGCCAGGAGCUUAAUCUGUAAGAUUCAUGUCAGUGGUUAGGCCUAUUCUAGGUGCUGUCUAAACCAUGCAGUUCAAUGUACACAUUGUUGGAUUUACACGGCCCUUCUUGAUGUGCUUGCCAUUGCCCCCCUUCACUCUGCCCCCUUCCUCUAUAUACAUUUAUUUUUUUCGAUGUGUGUGUUUGAUUUGACAGAUUGGAAGGUGUUUGCUGUGCGCAUUUUGAGUCUGGGACAGGUGCCUGUGUAUCCUCUCUUCUCUACCAGGACUGGGUAUUUUGGCUUCCAAGCAGGCAGAUGAUGCAGCUCCUGUUCCAGGCAGCUUGAGAUAGAGAAAGAACAAGGAGAGAGUAAGUCAACUUAAGUUACUUACUUACUUACUUGAGUUGACUUAUUCCCUCCUUGUUCUUCUGCCAACUGCCUUCUUCUUUUUUAAAUGUUUAUUCGUUUCUGAGAGAGAGAGUUGGGGAGACAAAGGAUCUGAAGUGGGCUCUGUGCUGACAGCAGAGCCUGAUGCAGGGCUUGAAGUCACAAACUGCAAGAUCAUGACCUGAGCUGCUGAAGUCGGACACUCAACCGACUGAGCCACCCAAGCGCUCCUGCCUUUAUUCUUUUGAUAGUUUUCUGGAGAUGUAAGAAGAUGAUAGUUUGCAAGAUGAGCAGACAGGAUUAAGUUUUAUUGAAUUAUAGUUACAAAUGGGAAAAUAGUUCUGACCUACUGCAAGGAGAAGUAACAAUAUGUCAACCUGUUAAAAGCUAUCAAAAUUACAAUGUUCAUGUGUGUACAAAAUAUAAAUGACAUAGAAGGUGGAAAUUACAGUGAUCAAUUUACAACAACAAAAAACUAACAUCAUACUUUUCCAACUUGUUUGAUUAAUCAAGCACAUUUACUCCGGAAUCCAUAACAUUCCUACAGUUUAAUUUGGACACAGUGCCAUUGGAAAUCAGCCAAGUUUUAAAAUAAAUGUUAAGGGUAGAUUGUUAGCUCUUCCAGGAUUGGUGCAGAUGAAGAUACAGAAUUUACACUUAAAUUCAGGGGAUGGUUCUGGAUUAGUGAGCAGCUUAGUCAUUCUGCUGUGAUCAAGUGGGAGAGGUUUAGAGCUUUACCUCUUGGCAGUAUCCCUUGGAAAGGAGCUCUGAGAUUUAAUAAACACUGAGAGUUUUUCCAUGGACCAGGCACUGUACAAGGCUCUGAAGAUCGCAGAGGCAAUUAGCUGUCCUAGUACCCAAAUGUUAAUGAUCUAGUGUCAUUUGUCUUUAAAAAAUAGAAAAGAAUAAAGAAAAAAGCACCUGCAUUUGUAAUCUUGAGUAAAUGUGGCGACUAACCAAAGAGAUUUACUUGAAAUUCAAAUCCAUAGUUGGUUUGGAGACAGUAAAUGUCAGAUGCGUUGCGGCUAUCAGGCACAUAGUAGGUGUUAAAUAAACAAUGUUGAUGUUUGUCAAAUGGGGAUUGAAGACAGACUGAUAGUAAGUUUCAUGCUUCUUUACUAAUGCGUCAUUAAUCUAUCCAACUUGGCUUCUAAUCAUUCCUUUAAAGUAGUAAUCUAAUACUGCAAAGUUAUAAUUUAAUAUUUUACAUUAGCUCUGCCUAACAUGCAGCAGUCAUGUGGAUGGGAGUUUGACUUUGGGAAUCAGGGCAUUGAAAACUUGUAGGAAGAGCCUACCUGAAGGUGUAAAGAAAUCUUAUUCUGGAUGUGAAAAACCAGUGCUAUUAAUUUAAAGGGUCAUUUUGUUGAUGUAACAUGUGGUUUGAAGUUUCACUUUAACAAGAACAAUUUU